Molecule: messenger RNA, 3087 nt
Organism: Symbiodinium sp. CCMP2456
Lineage: Eukaryota; Dinophyceae; Suessiales; Symbiodiniaceae
Source: the annotation of a GenBank genome assembly
AUGCGUGGACGCCAGAACGAUGUGGACAAAACAAUUUGUGUGGUUGAUGCUGAGAGUGUUAGCGACAUAGAUGGAGGGCGCACCGUCGCAGAUUCUCGUCCACUCAAUGUUGGCCGCAUUCUGCAGGCCAUUCAGAAGUUACAAGCCGAGGGUCUCAAAAUCAUUUUGGUCAGCCGGCAGGACAUGUCGACACUGAUGCAUGACUCAUCUGUCGAUGCAUCAGGCUUUCUGUACAUCAAGUCCUUGAACGGCCCAGCUAUUGACACGAUCCGUACUGCUGCAGACUACCGAUGCUUUUUCGUAACUUCUGCCGAUGCUGCCGCUUUCGAAUCUGACUGGCGCCUGCCACAGAGACACCAGAUGUGGUUAUAUCAGAACCACAGCAUGCAGGUGAGAUUUGAAUUUGAGCCGUACUCUCGGGAAUUCGUGCCAAUUUUUUCAGCAAGCUCGCCAUCCCAGGCGAGCCCCGAAAAGAGUGAAGAGUGCUAUCAGCAGACCGAGUUGCUCGGGCCAGAGCAUGGCGUGCUGGAGACUCUGCCGAGCGGGUGGAUUUCGGAUUCUUUGGAACCAUUGAUGGCCGUUCUUCCUUGCAGAGAAGACCUUGCCUCGCAGCCGGUUCUUGCUAUGCAGGCACAGGACGAGAAAGAUCCCCUUGUUCAGCACGCCGUCAGUUUGUCUCAGACUCACAUAUACAGUGGGACCGAAGAGUCCGAUCUGCAAGAUUGGAGAAAGGUAAAAGGACCUUGGUCUCACGAACACAUCGUCGUGCGCGUUGCUGGAACCCGGAACCCGCUUUGGGCAGUGGGAGCCGGCAGCAGGAAGCUGGCCAGAAAGCGAGCAGCACAUUUGGCUUUGGUAGUUGCGUACCAUGCAUCGAAAACAGCUACCGCAGCCUGGAAUGUUGGGCCAAAGGACUGCCAAGAUCUCAACUGCAUGGUUGCCCGAGCCCGCAGGUUGAUGGAGCAUGCACGUUCCCUUGGGGUUUUCCCGAGCAUUCAGGAAGAUAGCUUUCUUGCGCAACAGACCUCGAACCAGUCCAGUUCACUGGCUGAGAUCACGGCCGACGAGUUUGCCGGCAAAGCCACGCGCUGGCUCGCAGACCCUGGUGUCCAGGAGGCCGCGCGAGUUAGCCUGGAGGAGAUGGAUGGGAAGCUGGCGGGCCGGAAGGUGGUCGCCACCGAAGCCUACUUUACUGAAGCGGGUAGCGGGUAUUUGAAUCUCCAGACAGGGGAUCAGGUGGAAGUUCUGUAUGACAGGAUCGAGGGACCAAACCCUGAGGACAGGCACAAGGGCUACGUUUUCGGUCUGCUUGUCACCACUCCUGGUGUGUUACCGGGUUGGUUCCCGACCGAUACGUGUGUAACCUACCUUGCUGCCUUGUCUCGAGACAGGAACGCCGUGUUCCGUGGCUUGUGGCUCAAAGAGUCUUGGGAGCUCCAGCCCAAUGCGUCUGCCAAAGACAGGCCUCCGAGCUCGGAGUUGGUCUGCAGAUUGCACUCAGAUGUUGUUACCGCGGGGAGCCACAAAGGUCGAGACACUGAAGCGACCAACGCGAGCCUGCGAAUGAGACUGAGUUUUCUGCAUCUGAUCUUCAUACCAACCUCGUUCUGCGCCCCCUCGCCACACGUGGCGCAGGUGGUCUUGGAUGCAGAUGGAGGCACUGAAACGGAUCUUCACCCACUGCUGCGCAAAGAGGCUCAACCGAACAUGCUUCAGGAGGAUUCCGUUGGAGACCUGACGCAGAAGCAACCAACAUCAGGCUUCAACAGCUCGUCCGGUCUGUGGAAGGAGAUCCGCAAAAGAGCAAAGGUCACAGCAGUCGAGCCAUUCUCCGCAGAUGCACCUCCCACUGUGGUUUACACAGGACAGACGGCCUCAGCUGCGGCCACGAUCCUCAUCGGCACGACUACCUGUUUUUCUGCAAUUGCAUGGGCAGUGCAGUCCAAGAUGAAGUUUGUGAAGGAGGCAACUUGGCAGACACUCGGCCCUGCCAUCGCCAUGUUCUGUGCGCUCCAGCUCUUCUAUAUUCUUCGAGAGGUGACCAAUUUGAUGGUCUCCGAUAAUGUGGCGACGGAGGAAGUCUCAUUGCAGGGAUUGAGGCCGGAGGAUGCACCGGCUGUGGCCGCAAGUGGAGCCGGCUCAGUGGGGGUAUCAUUUGCACGCUUUGUCCUUGCCUAUGCCGCGCUGCAGUCCAUCUUUGUCUUGAGCAGGCAGCGGAAGCUGGCGAUGGAGAUUGCAGCCAGCUUUGGCUCGCAGCUGGUUGGCCUUCUUGCGGCAGAUGCAUUUGCAACAUGGCAGGAGACUCCGUACUGGAACACCGCUGGCAUGAGCUUCGCAUUCGUUCUCUUGUCUGCGGUUGUGCUGGCCCUUGUGCUGGUGCCGGCAUCCAUGUUGCGGAUCAAGGUGAUCACUGCUGACGAGCAGAAGGCCGAAUGCCAGAAAAGCGACGAGCUGAUCGCUUGCUUUGGAAUUUCGCUCUGCUUUGCGCAGUUCUGGCGCUUUCUGCUAGCUGGGCGGCUGCCCCAUUACCUGGGUGUUCAACGCAGCAGCUAUAACAGAUCAGAGACACUUUUCUUGUUCCUUGUGUGGGUUAAACUCUUUGUGCUGGCGCUCGCGUUGGACAAGUUGAUCGCACGGUUCCAGGGGCCUUUGCCUGAAGGAGCCGGAAAAUUCUACAGUUGCUUCCACAAGUGCAUGCAAGCUGCGUCUGUGGUUCCACUCGCUGUGGCCAUGACUUCUGCCUGGUGUUGUUUCUACUGGGCCAAGUGGGCCACCUAUUCCAUACUGGUCACUGAAUCGGUGGUCGCGGCAGGAUACUUCUUGAAAGCGGAAAUGUACACAGCGGUCAUGUUCUCCCUCGUCUGCUUUGCUGCUACAUACGCCGGCAUGCAUGUGAGUGAGAAGUGGCCACACAUGGUCGCUUCGGUGAAAUUGAGUUCGCUUGCCAGCAUCCUCGUCUUGUCCUUGUCCUGGAACAGCGCAUUCCAGAGCGCAUGCGCCUUCAGCAAGGACAGCACCUCCAGCGAAGCCUUGCAAGUCUUCGAUCGCUGCCUGAAGUGCCAGUGGAUGCAACUCUGCAUGCGAUAG